Parascedosporium putredinis is the source of this 777-nucleotide messenger RNA. Lineage: Eukaryota; Fungi; Ascomycota; Sordariomycetes; Microascales; Microascaceae. The record is from the annotation of a GenBank genome assembly.
AUGGCCGAAGACGAGCCCCCUCAGUCUCUGAGGUCCCUCUUCGAGCAGGCCGAGGAAACGCAGACGACGCUCGCAUCCAUGCACGACUUCAGGUCGGAGCAGUACCAGGAAACACUCGCAGCGGCCAUAAAAUCCUACGAAGAGUGUCUUCGCCUAGUGGUGGAGCUCUCCAUCUUCAGUCCCAACGAGUCUGUCGAAGAUAUUGCCACAUCCUCACUUCCUUACCUUUUGAUAAACUACCACCUUGCCCAGCUCGUGCAAAGAUUCCGACCCUCGUCACAGCAGAUCGACUCAAUACAGUUCGAAAAGCAGCGGCCGCUUACGAGUCGUUCCUCGGGCUCCUCGACCGGGGAUGAGGAGCUUGUGCGACAAGUUUAUCUCACCAACAUCGAGUUUCACGUCCAUAUGGCCUUCCAGGACCUCGAAAGCCUUAACAAGGAGCUAGAUAUGCUCCGCCAGGCCCCGCCGAAUCCUCGACCGCAGCAGAUGGUUCCGAACGAUGCGCGCCACCGGGCACCCGGGCAAAAUAACGACAGCUACUCCGAACGCCUCGAUGCGCCACUAACUUCUCUUCUGGGGACUAGGCAAGACUUGAAGAAGGGCGUUUUCCGCUCCGGCCACAAUCUUCCCACUAUGAGCAUCGACGACUUCCAGCGGCCUGAGCCCGAUGAGGAUAACAUCGAAAAGGCCGAUGCGGAGACGUAUAAAGCCAGAGAAUGGGACGAAUUCACCGAGGCGAAUCCCAAGGGUUCCGGAAACACACUGAACAGGGGCUAG